GAGGGUUUACAUGCCUCCUCGAGCAAUAUGGCCCCUCUAUAACGGCUGAUAAGACUUUUCUUAUUGAAUAGUACACCUAGAUACACUGACCAUGGAAUAACAGGGGUGUUGAAGAUAAACAGUGAUGAAUCGGAGAUAUGACUAUGGCAUUCGGUAGCCGGUUCCGACAACGCGUUGGUCGGAAUAUUUGAUGAAAGAUGGUCCCCUCAUAGCCUUGAUGAGGCUAUAUUUCUUACAAUAUUCCACGAAUUCAUUAGGUACCUAGGGGCUGAGAUAUUCCGCACCUCAUACAUCAAUAGUUAUGGGUGGGAAUGACGGCAUCGAGGCUGCUGCGGCUCCUCGCGAUAGCACUGUCGAUGUAGAGGUAGCAACGAAGGGAGAGGUUGCCGAUGAGGGUAUCGAACUCUUCGAUGAAGCCGGUCCCCAGCCCAUCUCCCAAGAAGCGAAGGAUGCGGUCAGGAGAAAGAUAGAUCUUCACCUCCUUCCCUUGAUGUGCGCCCUCUAUGGACUCAACUACGUCGACAAGGUCGCCUUAGGUUGGGCUGUCCUGUUCAACUUCCGUCAAGAUCUUGGGUUGGUUGGAACAGAGUAUUCGUGGGCUAGUUCGAUGUUCUACUUCGGUUACCUGAUUGCGCAGUACCCUGCGAAUUAUAUCCUUCAGCGAUGUAGAACGGCAAGAGUCCUCAGCUUAUCCGUCAUAUCCUGGGGAGUCUUGAUGAUCGCUCAUCUUGGAUUGCGCAAUUUUGCUGGGUUGAUGGUCAUCCGCUUUCUUCUUGGUGUCGCGGAGAGUGUUGUCACUCCUGGCUUCGUGCUCUACACAUCUAUGUUCUACACUAGACGCGAGCAGGUAAUGAGAACCAUGCUCUGGGCAGCGAUGCAGGGAGCCUUUUCUAUCAUCUCUAGCUUAUUAUCAUAUGGACUCGGCCAUAUCACGAAUACGGCGCUAAAGCCAUGGAUGUAUAUCUUUUUGGUCCUCGGUCUCCUCAGCUUAAUCGUUGGCUUUGCUUGGCUGUUCUUCAUGCCCGAGACUCCGAACAAGGCCAGGUUCCUCACGCACGAAGAACAGAUCAUCGCUGUCCAGAGAGUCGCGGAGAACAUGAUGGGGAUCAAGGGAUACCAGUGGAAGAAUUAUCAAAUGUGGCAUGCAGUUAAGGAUGUGAAGACCUGGCUCCUCCUUGUAUUUGUCCUUUUCAUACAGUUGCCAAAUGGCGGAUUGACAAGUUUCGGCUCAUUGGUAAUCUCUGGAUUUGGGUUCGAUUCUUUCAAGACAUUGCUCAUUGGUCUUCCAUCAUCCGUCGUCAGUGCUGGGAGCAUGGUAGUUUGGGGUUUCUUAUCAAUCAAAUAUGGCAACCUACGAACCUUGGGAAUGAUAGUCCCACUUUUACCUGCCAUUGCAGGCAUCGCCGCAGUUUAUGGUACAAUAGGCACUGGUGCCAAUAAAUAUGGCAGAGUCGUCGCCUACUGGCUGAUCAACUCAUAUGCUGUCACGUGGCCUUUUUGUCUUACGAUCGUCGGUCAGAAUAUCGCAGGUCACACAAAGCGGGCGUUUACAAACACGCUCCUUUUCGUCGUAUUCGCCGCUGGGAAUAUUGCAGGGCCCUUCUUCUUCCGCGACCAAGAUUCCCCGAAGUACGUGCUAGCUAUCACAACAAUCCUUGUGUUCUUUUGCGCGGCGUUAAUCUGUGCCAUUGCGCUUCGCUACUACAUGGUCAUGGAGAACAAGAAAAGAGACCGCCAAUUCGGGGCGCUUGAGACAACUCAAGAAAAGCUAGACGGAAUGAGACUAGGCAUGCAUGAUAAGACUGAUCUUGAAAAUCCGGACUUUAGAUAUGUUCUAUAAUAUGUCCAGAUGGCUAGUCGACUAGAAUUCAAUUGAACCCAAUCAUCCGUAAAGGCA
Annulohypoxylon maeteangense is the source of this 1897-nucleotide messenger RNA. Its product is annotated as MFS general substrate transporter. The record is from RefSeq and is a predicted model, not a curated record. Gene Ontology annotation, cellular component: plasma membrane. Gene Ontology annotation, biological process: allantoate transport; dipeptide transport; transmembrane transport. Lineage: Eukaryota; Fungi; Ascomycota; Sordariomycetes; Xylariales; Hypoxylaceae. Gene Ontology annotation, molecular function: dipeptide transmembrane transporter activity; allantoate transmembrane transporter activity. Bases 302 to 1840 code for a protein of 512 amino acids. The transcript is spliced from 3 exons.